Molecule: messenger RNA, 597 nt
Organism: Corylus avellana
Lineage: Eukaryota; Viridiplantae; Streptophyta; Magnoliopsida; Fagales; Betulaceae
Source: RefSeq, a predicted model, not a curated record
AUGUCUGCAUUUGAGACAAAUGCGACCACCACAAAAUACAACGUUAGCUUUGCUGGGAAAACCAUAGAAACAAUCGUCACAGACAAAGGUAGCGACAUAGACGAAUGGUUGCACCUAAUCCUUUCAUUAUAUGCUGGUGCACCCACUGUAGUAGGCUUAGACACCGAAUGGAGCCCCAGCAAAAAAGCUGCAACCCUGCAGCUUUGCAUAGAUGACAAGUGUCUAAUCGUUCAACUCAUUUACAUGGACAAUAUCCCCCGAUCGCUCAAGAGCUUUUUAAUGGACUCCAACUUCACUCUUGUGGGGAUUGAGGUUGCCCAGGAUAUAGCCAAGCUGAGGGAUGAGUAUAAGAUAGAAUGUGAGAAAAGUGCAGAUAUUGGCAAGGUGGCAAAGAGUCAGUGGCCAGGGCGGUUCCGUGGGCCUAGCUUGAAAGAACUUGCAUUGGAAGUAGUUGGUCUUUAUAUGAGGAAGCCUAAAGAUAUAUGCAUGAGUAAUUGGGGGGUGAGGAUGCUCAGUGAAGAGCAAAUUGAGUAUGCAGGCAUUGAUGCCUAUGCCUCUUUUAGGAUAGGCUGCAAGCUUCUAAUGGAAGAUCAAUAA